Molecule: messenger RNA, 900 nt
Organism: Arabis nemorensis
Lineage: Eukaryota; Viridiplantae; Streptophyta; Magnoliopsida; Brassicales; Brassicaceae
Source: the annotation of a GenBank genome assembly
AUGUUAUCUCCUCGUAAUGGAUAUCUAGCCAAUUCCAGUAUGGUGGUUACAACAGCAGGAGAGGUUUUGUUGGUCGAGAGCAUAACCACUGAAACCGAGAUGAGCUUCCACAUCUACAAGAAUGAUCCUAGUCUACAAUCAAAUGGUGGUUACUACCCCCCGCUUCUUGAGGUAGAUUCUGUUGGUGAUGAGGCCCUGUUUCUCGACUUGGGUAUCACUAUGCCUGCUAACCAUAGCCUUAGUAUCAAACCAAACUCCAUCUAUUUCACCCGUCACAACCGUGCCGGUCUCCGGAAGCCUUCUAACCUCAACAUAUGUGUGUUCAAUCUUGCAACCAACACCCUCAAACGAUAUAAAAUGCAAAGUGUGAAUGCUACAGUUACAUGUUCAUGCCAGGCAGCAUUGAAAUGGGCUGUUGAUAGUCUUCUCACCCCAGGAGAGACUCUUACUCUUGUUCAUCAGCCAACCCCAGUUAGUCUAGAGAUGACAAUGUCAAGGAUUUGUUUCAUCCAUUCCGGUGCUUCUGCACCAGAAAAGACAAGGUUCAAAGCUGCAGAUGUUACGAGCACAGUGAUGAAAGGAGCACCCAGUUUCUGUACAGUUUAUGCAAUCUCUAGAGGUAAAAUAUCGUCCGUUAAAUGGGCUACCUCUUCACCUCUUCUAAGCUGCACAAUACGUCCAGAGUUAUCAGCGAGCAACAACUCCAUUCCCAGAGCAACAAUACGUCAAAGACCACAUGACGAGAUUGAGAUUAAGGGCUCAGUGGCAAACUCCGACAUAUCGUUUAUGAGUAGUGAUAGGCCAAGGGUGGAUUGGAUGUUCCCAACGCCUUGUCUUUCGGUUAGUUCUGAGUUUGACGAAAGCCGACAUCCUCAUGCUCAUCAUAAAAGCAGUCCAUAG